Psilocybe cubensis is the source of this 558-nucleotide messenger RNA. RefSeq lists its product as uncharacterized. The record is from RefSeq and is a predicted model, not a curated record. NCBI's taxonomy places the organism in Eukaryota, Fungi, Basidiomycota, Agaricomycetes, Agaricales, Agrocybaceae. The coding region runs from base 1 to 558 and encodes 185 amino acids. The transcript has 4 exons.
AUGGUCCACUUGAAGAGCAUCCUUCCCCGUGCUGCUUUCGUCCUGGCUUCAGCUGCCAGCGUGGCCAAUGCUCAAAAUCAAAUCAAGAUUACAGCGCCUAGCAAAGAUAUUUGGUGGGUUGCCAAAUCGACAAACGUGCUCACUUGGGACUGCAACAAUUCGCCCGUCGACUCGUUCACUAUCUCGAUCUCGAAUCCAGACCCCAAGCUUUUGCCAGAUAUCAUGCCCUUCAUUAGUGUCCAGCAAAACUCCCAAUGCUCCAUCCUCGUCUCCCAGGACCAAGCUAAUCAGCCAGCUGGGACAGGCUAUGUUAUCACGUUCUCUAACAUCUUGAACCUGACCGAUGUCGUUGGCACCUCAGACCCCUUCGAGAUCAAGCCCCUCGGCUCCCUAUACCCAUCCCAGGUUACCCCUACCGCCAACGCUUCUUCUUCAGCAUCUCCUACCGGCGGCUCUGACACGUCCAAGCCAAGUUCGGCUGCUACCGCAGUCGGCAGCAGGGGCAUCGCUGGUAUCUUUGGAGGUCUCGCACUUGGUGCCGUUGGAAUGAUGUUCUAA